Molecule: messenger RNA, 534 nt
Organism: Meloidogyne enterolobii
Lineage: Eukaryota; Metazoa; Nematoda; Chromadorea; Rhabditida; Meloidogynidae
Source: the annotation of a GenBank genome assembly
UAUAUUUAUUUUUCUUUAACAAAAUUGUUUCCAAAAAUAUUUUUUAAAAUUAAAAAAAUGAAUAAAUUAAUUAUUUUCCAAUUUUUUGUUUUAAUUCAAUUAUUUUUAUUUUAUGAAGCUUUUCUGACUGAAAACAAUGCUGAAUUGGCUGAAGUUGAAGUUUUAGAUCCAAAUGUUCGUUUACGUGCAAAACGAUUAUGUACGGUUAUGUUUUGUUAUGACCGUUGUCCAGGUGUAAUUACUAAAAAUCCGUGUUGAAAUUCAAUAAACGAUUCAAUAUUUUAUUUAGAUGAUUUAAUUGAUAAAAUAAUAUUUAAAAUAAUUAUAUUAUGUAAUUCCGAAUUUUUAAAUUUAAUGAAAUUUAAAAAUUAAUCCAGAAAAAUUUGUUUUGUGACACUAUCUUGCUCCAGGAUUUUUGUAUUCUUUCGUUGUAUACUUCCUUCUCUGCUCCAGGAUUUUGUACAUAUUAUUUUUUGAUUUUUGUAUUCCUUGUAUUGUAAAAAUAAUUUUUGACCUUUGUUUUUGACAAGCUUA